GACUUGCACUAAACUUUGAGGGAGAUCCCAACGGCUAUAAAGUUCGCAUCUGCGAUCCUGCAAACCAACAGUAAGCUCUGUCUCCUCUCUAUCUUCACCACCGAUUGGCAAGCGAACCAAUCGGCAAUAGCUUUGUCUUCUCUCUGUCUUCUUCUCCGGUCCGCACCAUGAAUGGACUCGAGCACCCGCGCAAUGGCCGGACCGCCUACCACUUCCAGCCGGCCAAGUUCUGGCAGAAUGAUCCCAACGGGCCACUGUACCACAACGGCAUGUACCACUUCUUCUACCAGUACAACCCCAAGGGCGCCACCUGGGGCGACGGCACGCUCUCAUGGGGCCACUCCGUCUCCGGCGACCUCGUGAACUGGGCCGACGUCGGCAAUGCGCUCGACCCCACCUCCCCGUUCGACGCCAACGGCUGCUGGUCGGGCUCCGCCACCGUGCUCCCAGGCGGCCGCCCGGCCAUCCUCUACACCGGCAUCGACGCCAACCGGGUGCAGGUACAGAACGUGGCCUUCGCCAAGAACCCCGCCGACCCGCUCCUCCGCGAGUGGGAGAAGCCCGACUGCAACCCGGUCAUGCCCAUGCCGGCGGACGUCACCGGCAACAACUUCCGCGACCCCACUGAGGCGUGGCGCGGCCGCGACGGCCUGUGGAGGGUCGGCGUCGUCGCGGAGGUCGGCGGCGUGGGGUCCCUGCUCGUGUACCGGAGCGCGGACUUCCUCCGCUGGGAGCGCAACGCCGCGCCUCUGCACGCCAGCUCGCGGGACGUGCCCGUGCUGGAGUGCCCGGACCUGUUCCCCAUGGCGCCGCCCGGCGCGGCGGAGGGGCUCGAGGUGUCGGCGAGCGGCGCCGGGGUGUUGCACGUGCUGAAGCUCACGGACUUCGCCAAGGAGGACCACUACAUGGUCGGCCGGUACGACGACGAGGCGGACACCUUCGUGCCGGCGGAGCCCGAGCGCGGCGACGAUCCCGGCAACUGGCGCCGGCUCGACCACGGCCACCUGUACGCGUCCAAGUCCUUCUACGACGCCCGCAACAAGCGGCGCGUGCUGUGGGCGUGGGUGGACGAGAACGACGGCGGCGGCGUCGCCAGGGUGUGCCGAACGGCGGAGGCGAUAUGUAGCUCGGUUGCGCCGGACGUCGCGACGCAUGAAGCUUCGAUUGCAGGGUGUGCUGGUGCAUUGCUGCAUGCGCGAUUGAGUUGAUGCAUUUGGAGCCUUGAGUGAGAGUUUGUGGUGAUUUAUCCUAUAUACUAUAUUAUUCAAUAAUGAAACAUUGUUUAACAAAAUACUCAGUACAAAUGGAAACAACCGGGUACACGUA
This is a messenger RNA of Triticum aestivum (bread wheat), 1326 nucleotides long. RefSeq names its product beta-fructofuranosidase, insoluble isoenzyme 7. The record is from RefSeq and is a predicted model, not a curated record. Lineage: Eukaryota; Viridiplantae; Streptophyta; Magnoliopsida; Poales; Poaceae. Bases 168 to 1208 code for a protein of 346 amino acids. The transcript has 3 exons. Gene Ontology annotation, biological process: carbohydrate metabolic process. Gene Ontology annotation, molecular function: hydrolase activity, hydrolyzing O-glycosyl compounds.